Salvia miltiorrhiza (redroot sage) is the source of this 1422-nucleotide messenger RNA. RefSeq lists its product as uncharacterized. The transcript has a single exon. Lineage: Eukaryota; Viridiplantae; Streptophyta; Magnoliopsida; Lamiales; Lamiaceae. Bases 1 to 1422 code for a protein of 473 amino acids. The record is from RefSeq and is a predicted model, not a curated record. Gene Ontology annotation, molecular function: protein binding.
AUGACCCGAUUGCCGGAAGCCAUAAUUCACCUGAUACAGUCUUUCUUGAGUGAAGAAGAAGUUGCUCGAACAACUCUUAUCUCCAAAUCAUGGUACAAAGCUUGGCUAACUCGUCCAGUGCUCGUGCUCAGAUCAUCGGCGGCCGAGUUCUCGAAACUUGCAGUGAAGACCAUGCGAAGGUAUCAAGACUCCAACUUGAAGAUCGAGGGUUUGAGCCUAAAAAUUGAGGGAGCUACAAGUAGCGUCGAACCUGUUGCCCGCAGAUUGAUCGUGGAUGCCAUGAAAAUGGGAGCUACUGAUCUCAAUAUCGAAUUCAUCCUUCCCAAAUCCGUUCCUACCACAUUCGUUCUGCCGGCGGAGGUGCUCGGAUCUGAAACCCUCCUCCGAUUAUCUGUAAUCGGGUGUGUAAUUGAUGGAAACGUCGUCAACUGCUCGAUGCUCAAAUCACUCAGCUUGGACAAUGUUGUUUUGAAACGUGCUGAUAUGCUUAGAAUUAUGACUUCCUACUGCAAUUCCAUCGAGGAGCUGUCACUUUCAAACACUCAUCUUAUUUCUAAUUAUAAAUUAAUAUUGAGUGGGUGGGAUAUGCACUGGCUUCGUAAGCUUAAGCGAUUGUAUCUUGAGAUGGUGACUGUUGGUAGCCUCUUCUUCGACAACUUGGAAUCUCGGUUCCCUUGCUUGGAGGAUAUGAGCCUUGUUCGCUGCUGCUGUCACCCCAGACUUGUCAAGAGCUCUUCACUCAAACGGAUAAGCAUUGUGCAGUGCCCUGAAUUGAGAAUCAUGUUUGAAGUUCCGAAUCUUGCUGUAUUUAGCUAUUCAGGCGAGCACGUGCCGUGGUCCAUUUCUAUCAAAGCAAGGGAUGGAUGGGAGUCUCAUAUAUCUAUGGAGGUCCAUCACUUUCAGACCUCGUCAUGGUACCGAGAUUUGCACAAGCUCAUGACCUCAUCAUGGUACCGAGAAUUGCACAUGCUGUUGACUCAGCUGAGUUCAUCAAGAAUCAAUCUCUCUAUAAAUAUUAAUAUUGGGUCACGGUCUGGUUACGUGAGUGAUAUAAGCAUGAGUGAUAUACUUCGUGUUGUGGCGAAACCUGUAGCAGUAGAGAAUUUGAGGGUUGAGGCAGAAAAUGAUGUAGGUCGUAUUAUGCGUUGUCUAUUUCGUAUAUGUCGCCCCAAGUUGGUAACUCUUUGCUGGCUUGAUAGUGAGGUUUGGAUUUCAGACGACGAGCACUCCCUUAAAAAUCUGUGCGAGAAACUGAUGCCUUCGAAGAAGAGGCGUCGGAAUAUGUUUAAGGUGUUUGAUCUCAAGGAAGGGAAAGUGGAAGUAUACGAGGAGGAUGUAGCAGAAUGGCGGCCUCUUCUAUUGCAAGAUGCACUAACAACUCCUCCAACGGGACGUAAAGUUCGUUUCCACUUGAAGUGGUGA